AUGUGCUGUAUUCUGGCAACUGCGAGCUCAGGAGACUCAAGUGAAAGUACAGGAUCUGAUCAUCCUACAGAGGACAAACCCAGGUCUCCUACAGAAGGAAAAGCAGUGGCUGAACAUGCUAAGCUUGAUGAAGGUGCUAAAUCUGGUGUUAGUGAAGAAGUUUUAGCCCCAUUACAAAACAUCCCUACACCAGAAUUAUUUUCACUCAAAAACCGAACUAUAAUCGUGACAGGUGCCGGUAGAGGUUUAGGUCUCACUUUAGCUCACGGUUUUAUCGAAUCAGGUGCCCAUGUCCGAGCUAUCGAUAUAUUAUCAAAACCGACUGAACCUUAUUGGUCAACAGCAUCUUCAUUAGCCUCUUCAAAAGGUCUUACAUUAGAAUAUCAUAAUCUCGAUAUAACUUCAGAAUCAUCAACAUCAAAAACAUUUUCUAAAUUAUUCUCUUCAGCUCCUUCCAACGCACCGAUAAGAGGAUUAUAUAUAUCAGCAGGUAUAAAUCAUUUUCUUCCCGCAGAAGAAUUUUCAGCCGAACAAUUUAGAAGAGUUAUAGAUAUAAAUCUUACUGGAACAUUUAUAAGUGCUCAAGCUUUUGCUAAAGAAUGGUUUAAGAAAUAUGGUGAUAAAGGUGAAAUAUUAAAAGCAGGGGAAGGUGCUAGUAUUGUUUUUACGGGAAGUAUGAGUGGACAUAUAGCCAAUGCUGGUUUAAUGUGUGCUCCUUAUGGUGCUAGUAAAGCUGGGGUAAAUCAAUUGGUAAGGAAUUUAGCUAUGGAAUGGAGUAAGAAAGGGAUUAGAGUCAAUAUUCAAACCACUUUGAACAACGCCGUUCUUGCAGAACACCCAGAGUAUACAGAUCUAUGGGUCUCUCAAUCCCUCCUGGGGAGAUUAUCAACAGCGGAUGAGUUUAGAGGCCCAGCAACUUUCCUCCUAUCAGACGCAAGUUCAUUCAUGACUGGUGCGGAUAUCAUAAGCGAUGGUGGUCAUACUGCCACCUAG
This is a messenger RNA of Tremella mesenterica DSM 1558, 993 nucleotides long. RefSeq lists its product as uncharacterized. NCBI's taxonomy places the organism in Eukaryota, Fungi, Basidiomycota, Tremellomycetes, Tremellales, Tremellaceae. Gene Ontology annotation, cellular component: intracellular anatomical structure. Gene Ontology annotation, molecular function: oxidoreductase activity, acting on NAD(P)H, oxygen as acceptor. The transcript has 5 exons. The coding region runs from base 1 to 993 and encodes 330 amino acids. The record is from RefSeq and is a predicted model, not a curated record.